CAUGGCGCAGCCCACAAGGCCUGGAAACGAUGAAAGGGGAUGGAAUGAUCCUCCCAUGUUUCUCCACACUAAUGACGGUGUUCAACCAAGUAGCACACAAAAAAGAACUUUGCUCAAUAAACGCGUUGCAUAUCCGGGGAUAACUAAAGUAUCUGACAUUGAUCCUGUGACUAAACUUCAAUCAACAGAACCACAAAUGAAUGUCGUUUUGCAUCCUCCAGCAUCAACAACAGCUCUACCAGCAAGUGUUUCCCCUGCAGCUGUUCUUGUACCAUCAUUUAGCCCUACAGAAACAAAAGGACCAUCAUUACUAAAUUCUGGUCUUGUUGUUUCUUCUCCUCCUCCAGAAUGUGCCACGAAAUCUCAAGUAACUGUUCCAGACUUUGAGGAUGACGUUCAGAAAUACAAUUACAUAACAUCAACUUUGCAACGCUUUGUUAAUGAUUGUGUAGCUAAGGGUAAAUCGAUGGAUGAAGUUUCGAAACGAUUAAUUACUAUGCAAACCAUGUGGAAAAGUGAUAGAUUAUCUGUAGAUGUUAAAGAUCUAAUGGCAAAAUUAACAGCCGCUCUAUGCUGCCAUAAAUAUGAAAUAGCAGAAAGCGUACACUUAACUUUAAUGAUGGACCAUGUCUCUGAAGUAAAUCAGUGGAUGGUUGGGAUCAAAAAACUGAUUCAGGAGUCAAAGUCAUUGAAUGAAGAUACAUCACGGACUGAUUAA
Messenger RNA from Dimorphilus gyrociliatus, 718 nucleotides. The record is from the annotation of a GenBank genome assembly. NCBI's taxonomy places the organism in Eukaryota, Metazoa, Annelida, Polychaeta, Dinophilidae.